AUGGCUUCAAUAGACCAAAUAAAUAAUAGAAGUGAAACUUCUAAUGAUCGUCAAAAAAGAUUAAAUCAGAUUAGACAAAGAAAUUACAAAAGAAGGCGUAUUAAUAAUAAUAUUGAUAUUCGUUAUGACUUAGGAAGUAUAAAUCAGUUAUGCUUAAAUUGUGGUGCCAAAUUAUUGCCUCUGCUUAACCCACCUCCAUAUUUGAUGAAUCUCUAUACUUCAUCAGAAUCUGAAGCUAAUUCUUUUCGUAAAAAUGUUAGAAGUUAUAACAGUUUAUUAGCUUACACAUCAUUUGGUACUAAUGUAAAUGAUGAAUUUCAAAGUAAAGGAGUAUCUAAUUUCAGCAUUCAUGGUCAAGUUUAUCAUCUUAUUGGACCAUUAUUACCAAAAGAAGGACAAGUAUCUAGAUUUGCUCAACUAUAUAUAUAUGAUACUGAAUAUGAAAUUAGAAAUUGUCUUAAUCUUAUGCAAAAUUUAAAUGCAACAAUUCUAAAAAACUUACAAAAUAUGCUUAAUAUAAUCAAUCCCUAUAUUCAUAUUUUUCGACAAGCACGAGAUAUUUUUCAGACAUCUGAAACUUCUAAUAUAUCAAUGCUAAUUCAUAAUAAUCGUAUACAAAAUUUAUAUAGUUAUAGUGUACCUACAUCAUCUGAAGUUGCAGCACUUAUGAUAGGAGAUAAACAUGAUAUUGAACCAUUAAAUCGUGAUAUUUUGCUUAAAACUCGUGAAGGAGGUUUACAAAGAAUAUCUGAACUGCAUCCCUCUUAUGAUGCCUUGCAUUAUGUAUUAUUAUUUCCAAAAGGUGAUGAUGGUUGGCAUACUGAUAUUCCUCUUACAGAACCUGGAGCAAGAAAAAGAGUAACACAAAUGCAAUUUUAUUCUUACAGAUUACAAAUUAGGAAUGGUGACUGA
This is a messenger RNA of Funneliformis geosporum, 912 nucleotides long. NCBI's taxonomy places the organism in Eukaryota, Fungi, Glomeromycota, Glomeromycetes, Glomerales, Glomeraceae. The record is from the annotation of a GenBank genome assembly.